AUGGCGCAACUGGCCAGCCCAGGUCUGGCUGACCUGGAGAAGGAGCUGGUAUGCUCGAUCUGUACCGAGCUCCUCUACCAGCCGUUAACCCUCCUCGACUGCCUACACACAUUUUGCGGCUCGUGUGUGAAAGAAUGGUUCACGGCCCAGGGAUCGCGUCGCCGGCCCUCCACGUCUUCGUCUGCCCGAUUCACCUGCCCCUCCUGUCGGGCCGAUGUGCGCGGCACCCGACCAAAUGCUACCGUGACCACUCUGGUGGACAUGGUCUUGGCGGCUCAUCCAGAUCGCGUCAAAUCUGCGGCCGAGAAGGAUGAGAUUGCGAAGCGAUACAAACCGAGCGACUCGGUGUUCCCACCGGAUCCCCCGCACGACGAGAGCGCUGAAGAGGACAACUACGACGAUGACAGGCUGCUGGAGGAAGUUCGGGAACUAAGUUUACGAGAGAGUAGAGCACAGGCGAGACGCGAAAACCGCCGGGCAGACCCCUCACGGAACCAUGAACCAAGAAACGACUCAGGGCGGCACGCAGCUGAGGGUCGCACUCGACGCCGACAAGAUGAGACUUCUGCGGAACAGCGUACACAACGACUCGGGUCACGUCCAGGUCGUGAUGGAGAUCGCACUCGGCGUAUCGAACACCAGUCGAGCUUGCGGUCAUUGUUGAGCUUGUCUUCUGAGGCAGAGACGAUGGAAGAAGAAAUUCUUCGGCAAAUCAUAGAGGAAGGAUUGCUCGAUGACAUUGAUCUGGAUAACCUGGGACCCGCGCAGGAGGAAGAACUCAGUGAACGCAUUGCAGAUGCCUAUCGUCGGAGACAUAUGCAGCGAUCUAACUCUCGGCAAAGCAAUCCACGAAGACAUUCGCCCGAUGUCACCUCACGAACCCAGACCAGAUCCCAGUCCGCCCAAAGAUCUUCAGAGCCAGCUCCAACCUCUCGGGAACAGGAUGAAAGGCGGCCACCUGUAUCCAGACCCCAUCUUUUGGACCAGUCUCGCCCAAGCAACACACAUCAACGACGCAACUCCGACCAAACUAGUGAACGUCAGCACACAUCGCCGCUUACAUUGAGUCAGGCUUCGGCGUCGGAUGACAUGUUGCGCCCUGCGGCAAGAUCGUCUAGUGACAUGACCUCAGAGCGUUCUCGAGCCUCCCAAGCAGGACGACCGAGACUGCACGCCUCAUCUACAAGGUUACGACGAGCAACUGAGCCGGAUCAGAACAUCUCCGAUGUUUGGAUGGGAGGCGGGCGAGAGCGGAGCUCUUCGAGACAGGUUAGCAGCCAAACGAUGACCAACUCCCCUUCCUCAGUCUCCUCUCCCCGACUAGAGGCAUCUCACGGCUCCACUCCGACCGAUCAAGCUACUCAUCCUCUGUCAUCGCCACUUGUUCCAACCAGGGGCGAUCUUUCUCUCCGAUCUGGUAGAUCCCGACCAUCUUCAUCACGAUCCAAUGUCCCUCCAUCUCCGGGCGCUCACUUCAUCGAACCAAGUAUCUCUUGCGAGUGCUGUGGAAAGCAAAAUAUCCAAUACAAUCUGCACAAAAGAUGCCCUCAGUGCAAAGACGGUAACUAUCACAUCUGUCUGCGGUGCUAUCGAGCAGGACGAGGCUGUCUUCGCUGGAAUGGCUUUGGUGCAUCUGCACAAGAGACCUUCGAACAAAUCCUUGCAUCGUCAAAUCGGCAACCAGCACAGACGAAGGAGACAGGCCAUAUUCUUGUCUCGGUGAAAUAUACUCGACCCGCAGAAUCUGCGUAUCGGACAAUCAUUGACAACAGGCGGGUUACAAAUGAUAACCCAGCUAAUCGCCGAAUAACCGGUCUCUUCUGUGACAUCUGUCAGUCAGUAGCCAACGACUGUUUCUGGAAGUGCAGUCAGUGUAACCAAGGAGACUGGGGGUUCUGCAACCGAUGUGUCAACCAAGGGCGAUGCUGUACUCAUGCCCUGCUGCCGAUCCGGCGCAUCACAGCCAGCACGUCCUCAUCAGCUCCUUCGACUCCGGCCGAUGCUAUGACAGCCGGUCCAACCUGCCAGCCCGAACCCGAGAGCUACAAGAUCCUUUCAUUUUCUACCAACUGCGACAUCUGCACUUAUCCAAUCCCUGCCUCGGUGACUCGGUUCCAUUGCCUGGAAUGCAAUGGCGGAGAUUACGACGUGUGCACGAACUGUUACCUCAAGCUGGUGGCUACUUCUAAAAUUACCAAAGAAAAUGGCCACAAUGGCUGGCGCCGCUGCCUAGCGGGUCACCGAAUGAUCAUUGUCGGAUUCGAGGAUCACCAGUCUGGGCAGCGACGCGUGGUCGUGCACGACUUGGUGGGCGGCCGUGCCCUCAAAGAUGAGCACGUCGCAUCCUCGACCUCGUCACCCGCCCCAACAUCUCCCGAACUGGGCAAGGGUGACUGGAGUUGGAAAGACGGUUCCGAUCGACGGAAGAAAGCUUCACGUCUCCGCGGUGCUUUGGCCUCUAACAACAACACUGCCACCUCUGAUCCCUCAAGUACUGGCAGCCCUGUCCCUCAACAAGCCCCUUCCUUCCGCCGUUUCCCUCCUGAUGGCGGCGUUGGUCUCGUCGUUCACGCCCUCUGGUCGUGGUAUCCGGAGGACGAGGUUGAGGAUGAAUUGACUUUCCCGCGUGGCGCGGAGAUUACUGAAGCAGAGAACAUCAACGACGACUGGUUCUGGGGCUGCUAUGCCGGCCGCACGGGCCUGUUUCCGGGGGCUCAUGUUACUGUUGUCAGCGAGGUGGUGUAA
Messenger RNA from Penicillium lagena, 2745 nucleotides. RefSeq names its product SH3 domain protein. Gene Ontology annotation, cellular component: nucleus. Gene Ontology annotation, biological process: protein ubiquitination; ubiquitin-dependent protein catabolic process; mitotic cell cycle checkpoint signaling. The record is from RefSeq and is a predicted model, not a curated record. Gene Ontology annotation, molecular function: ubiquitin-protein transferase activity; protein binding; metal ion binding. The transcript is spliced from 2 exons. The coding region runs from base 1 to 2745 and encodes 914 amino acids. NCBI's taxonomy places the organism in Eukaryota, Fungi, Ascomycota, Eurotiomycetes, Eurotiales, Aspergillaceae.